GAGCAUCAUGGCUUCCCUCUACCUGCUUAUGCUAAAGAAGGCGAUAUUGUCAUAGGAGGACUCAUUCCUGUACACGAGAAAACUGUAAAACAGAAAUUGACUUUAAAAGAGAAACCUCCAAGGAUAAAAUGUGAAAAGUUUUACACAGAGAAAUACCAAUACGUCCUUGCCAUGCUUUUUGCGAUUGAGGAAAUAACUGCAAGCUCACUUCUAAUACCAAACGUUACUCUAGGAUUUGAAGUUUAUGACUCCUGUUACUCAGAUGCUGCUGCAAUAGAAAGCGUCAUGAGCUACCUGUCUGGCAAGCAAACAAAGGUCCCCAAUUACAGCUGUAAGUCGGUACCACCAAAGAGGGCUGCGGUAGUUGGCGAUUCCCCAUCAUCUGGUUCCAUUGCUAUUGCAAGGAUUCUUGGGCUCACCUUGUUCCCACAGAUCAGCUAUGCAUCAGCCCUACCUUCCCUCGCUGACAAAACCCAAUUUCCAUCCUUUGUGAGAACCGUGGGUACUGUUGACUCCCAACCUGUUGCUGUUGUUGAGAUGAUUAAGCAUUUUAAUUGGUCCUGGGUGGGCAUUGUAUCCUCCAGUAACGACUAUGGAGACCAAGGCAGUCAGAAGUUGAAAGCAGAGAUGGCAAAAAAUAGAAUAUGUGUUGCAUUUGCCAAAACAUUAUUCACCAUACCAAGUAAAGCUAAUUUGGAAGAUAUCGUCCGUGUUAUAAAGAAAUCAACAGCCAAUGUUAUUGUAUUGUACGCCUAUGCAACAGAGUUAAUUGCUUUAUUGCAAGCGGUCACUGCCGAGAAAAUAUUGGGAAAGGUAUGGAUUGCUGUUGGAAGUUGGCUUCCAUCAGCUGUGUUUUCCCAAAAAGAUUUAUGGGCAACCCUAAAUGGAACCAUAGGUCUUGCAAAAUACAGUUCAGAUAUCCCAGGCUUCAGGGAUUUCCUAUACAGCAUCCAUCCUUCUAAAUACCCCGAUGACAUUUUUAUAAAGGAGUUUUGGGGACAUGUAUUUGGUUGUAAAUGGACUGAAUAUAAUACUUCCUCCCAUGGACCCAUUUGUACUGGCAAAGAAGAGUUAAGGAAACUUGAUAGCUCCGUGUACGAUACAAGAAAUUUCCGACUAGCAGUUUCCGUGUACAAUGCGAUGUAUGCCGUGGCACAUGCUAUACAUGAUAUGAUGUUCUGUGAACCAGGAAAAGGGCCAUUUUUUAAUGGCACAUGUGCCCACAUUGACAACUUUCACCCCUGGCAGCUUUUCUAUUACAUUAAACAUGUAAAUCUCAUGACCACCGCAGGAGAAAGGGUGGCUUUUGAUGAAAAAGGUGAACUUAAGGGACUUUAUGAUGUUUUGAACUGGCAAGUGUCGGGUGGUAUGAAAGGUGGCCUGGUGAAAAUUGGAAUCUUUGAUGACUGGGGACCCAAUGGAAAGAAACUCUUAUUAAGUGAAAACGUAAUAUUAUGGGGUGAAAAAUACACACAGGUCCCGACCUCCAUGUGUUCUGUCAGCUGUCCUCCAGGUUAUAGAAAAGCACCACGUGAAGGUGAACCCUUUUGCUGCUAUGAUUGUAUUCCAUGUUCAGAUGGAGAAAUUUCCAAUCAGACAGAUACAACUGACUGUGCGAGGUGUCCAGAUGACCAGUGGUCCAACGUGAAUCGAGUAAAAUGCAUCCCUAAAUUAAUUGAGUUUCUAUCAUAUGAAGAACCGCUGGGCAUGGCGUUGUCUGGUGUCACUGGAGCAUGUUCUGUGCUCACCAUUUCUGUGCUCUGUAUCUUUAUUCGGUUUCGUGAUACCCCACUGGUGAAAGCCAACAACAGAAGUCUCAGUUACUUACUCCUGGUGGCUCUUCUGCUCUGCUUCCUUUGUUCGUUUUUAUUCAUCGGACGACCGUCACCAAUAACCUGCCUCAUCCGUCAAGCUAUCUUUGGUACUAUAUUUUCGCUCUGCGUCUCUUCAAUUUUUGCCAAGACUAUCACGGUGGUUAUUGCCUUCAAUGCCACCAAGCCUAAUAGUUCACUUAGGAAAUGGGUUGGAUCUUCAAUCCCCAAUUCUAUUAUUGUUUUUGGUUCCACUAUCCAAUGCCUGAUUUGUACCUCUUGGGUAAUUAUAUACCCUUCCUCUCCAGAACUUAACUUGAAAGCAUCCAGGGACAAGAUAACAGUAGAGUGUAAGGAUGGUUCAGUAAUAUUUUUUUAUAUAAUGCUGAGCUUCUUGGGUUUUUUAGCAUUUUUAACUCUAGUUCUUGCUUUUUUAGCUAGGAAUUUGCCUGAUGGUUUCAAUGAGACAAAAUUUAUCACGUUUAGCAUGCUGGUUUUUACAAGUGUUUGGGUAUCCUUCAUCCCAGCCUAUGUCAGCACUAAGGGCAAAUAUAUGGUCGCAGUAGAAAUUUUUGCAAUACUAUCAUCCAGCUUUGGUCUCCUCUGCUGUAUUUUUGCACCCAAGUGUCAUAUUAUCAUUCUUAGACCUCAUAUGAACACUAGAGAAUUCCUAACAUCGAAAACAAAUUCGACUGGUAGAAAGCGAUAAAUGUAUUGAUUCGAUAAGAUUGCUGGCCUUUUUUAUUUAAA
This is a messenger RNA of Spea bombifrons (plains spadefoot toad), 2561 nucleotides long. RefSeq names its product extracellular calcium-sensing receptor-like. Gene Ontology annotation, cellular component: membrane. Gene Ontology annotation, molecular function: G protein-coupled receptor activity. Bases 172 to 2520 code for a protein of 782 amino acids. The transcript has 6 exons. The record is from RefSeq and is a predicted model, not a curated record. Gene Ontology annotation, biological process: G protein-coupled receptor signaling pathway. NCBI's taxonomy places the organism in Eukaryota, Metazoa, Chordata, Amphibia, Anura, Pelobatidae.